GCCAAUGUCAGACCAACGCAGCCAUCCUUCCCUUGUUUACUGACCUCGAGUUUUAAAUCUUCUUUAAACUGUCAGACUAUUUAAGCAAUAAGAUGUUUUGAACAAGGCAGUGUUCUCCUUCAAAGGCUCAUUUUCAUCGAGUUAUCCGUACGCGAAACCCGUGAGCGGACGCUAAAAUGCGCCUGACGCUGCAAAUGUUGAUCUCCCACGGCCGAGUGGCCCGCAGAAUUGGGCUGGGUCCCAAGUCCCGCAUCGACAUGCUGCGGAACAUCCUCACCGGACUGGUGCGACAUGAGCGGAUAGAAACCACCGCGGCACGGGCAGAUGAAGUCCGCUUCUACGCCGAGAAGCUGAUCAACUACGCUAAGAAAGGCGACACGGACGAGAAGGCGAUGAAGAUGGCAACUUUUUGGUUGACGGAGAAGGACCUGGUCCCAAAGCUGUUCAAGGUGCUGGGCCCGCGGUUCGAGACCCAGUCGGAGGGCUACACGCGUACGGCCCGCAUCCCCAACCGACAGAACCUGGACCGAGCCGAGAUGGCCGUGCUGGAGUACAAAGGCAACCCGUUCCCACCUCUCUACCCGGUCAAGAAACACAACCCGCUGACCCUCAUCAACCAGCUGCUCAGAGGCUACCGGGAGGACAAGGCCAAAUCCACACCCACCACAGCCAAGUUAUCAAGCUCUGGAUAAAUACUUCAACUGAUCCCCCCCAUUUCUUGGGUGAAUCUUGUUGAACAGAUGUUUCUGUAAUUAAAGAAAAAUUAGUCAAGUCUGUGUGUGUGUGUGUGUGUGGAGGGUGGGGGGGCUUUCCUUUCAUGUGAAGCAGUAAGGAAAAAAGGUUUGUGGGUCAUUUUAGUUGAAAACUUUGCUUUUUCCCUGUCCCUUUCAUGAUGUGGUGAUGAACUUUUUAAAAUUUUGUUGAUAAAAGUAGAAUUCUAAAUUUAAGUGAGUUUUCAAAGGCAGAAUAUUCUCAUUGUCUCUAGGAAAAAAAGUCCCCCCACCUGGAAAAAUACAUUUUGGGGUCCUAUAGGCAGUAGCAAGAACAUUUUUCACUUUGAUUAAAACCUGACUAAAAAUAGCUGGUCAAAGUCCCAAAGUUCUCAUUAAACAAUGAAAAAUUGUAAUCCAUUUUCACAUUUGGCUAAAAAAAACAAAACUAUACAUAUUUUGGGUUUUCUGGGGGGGGGGGGGGGGAUAAACAUUGCAUUUGCUCUUUUCUGUCUCUUCAAGGCAGCAGUAAAUAAUGCGCAAACACAGAUAAGGCCUAUAGUAAAACAUUUUUAUUCUUAUUUUGGCAAAAAGGGAAUCAUAUCUACAGCAUAUUUGACACCAUUAAAAUGCAUUUGAACAGUGCUUCCUUCAGUGCUGUGUGCUCUUAACCAGAGAUGCUUUAUUUAAAAAAAAAAAAAAAAAAAAAGCUGUGCUCUUCUUUGUCAUGUGUACAUAAUUCACCUUGUGGUCCAGUUGAACCCUCCACUUUGUGUGUUUAAAUGCAGAAGCAGUGAUCUGGUUUCUAACUCGUAGCAACAGAACAAUGCAGCAACAAUUGUCAAAAUGGUGGACACACCAAAUACUGUAUACGCCAGACAUGUAAUCAGAGGCAACCAUGAUAUAACUGACUUAAUGUACUCAACGCUCUCACACACUGUGGAUUAAAAAGCUCGGGGUGAGACAAAAAAUAAAUAAAAUCAGUAGUGUUCCCCCACUAUUUCGCAGAGCUUUAAGAUGUCGUUUUUUAUGGAGUUUUUACAGUAUGCAAGCAAAUUUGAGAUGAGAGUUGCGCGCCUUCAUUGUAGUACCACAUUGUGCUGCAAAGCAGAGAAUACAUGACUGUUGUUGUAUGCUCUGUUUCUACAGUAUGUGUUGCUGCUCAGCGUGAGUAAAUUUGCAGUUGUUUGCACGUUUGUAAUAAAUGUCACAUCCAUGCUAAUUUCCUUUAGCCCAUGUAUGUGGUUUCACAUUAUAUGUUAGCAUUAAGCUAAUAGACUUACGUUAGACGAAAUUAUAUGGUUUGGUUGAACAUUUUGAUAUUGAUUUUGUUUAAUACACUUCUUUUUUGUGUCGGUUUUGCAGUAAAUGUCAACCGGGAGUGACAAGUAUACAGCUUGAGCAAGCACGCAUUGCCUUUUUUUGUGGAGAGUCUUCUAUGUUUCCUCAGUGAUGUUAUACGAGCUUGACAGCAAAAAAAUUAGAAUAACUGCUAAAGAAUACUUUUGCUGUGUGCUUUAAUGUGCAAGUGUGUUACAAGCAUGUCUGUGGAUUAAACUAAAAAAAAUUUUUGUAUUAUUUUUUUUAUUUAACCUACAGCACGUGGGUCUGGAAUGUAUCCCCGUGAUGAACGGGUUCACUGUAUUAUGAAAACUGUACAAUAAAAAGUCACAAUCUUA
This is a messenger RNA of Phycodurus eques (leafy seadragon), 2389 nucleotides long. It is a transcript of the gene mrpl17, whose product is annotated as mitochondrial ribosomal protein L17. The coding region runs from base 177 to 692 and encodes 171 amino acids. The record is from RefSeq and is a predicted model, not a curated record. Gene Ontology annotation, cellular component: mitochondrial large ribosomal subunit; ribosome. NCBI's taxonomy places the organism in Eukaryota, Metazoa, Chordata, Actinopteri, Syngnathiformes, Syngnathidae. Gene Ontology annotation, molecular function: structural constituent of ribosome. Gene Ontology annotation, biological process: translation. The transcript is spliced from 3 exons.